This is a messenger RNA of Kwoniella shivajii, 462 nucleotides long. RefSeq lists its product as uncharacterized. The transcript has 2 exons. The record is from RefSeq and is a predicted model, not a curated record. The coding region runs from base 1 to 462 and encodes 153 amino acids. NCBI's taxonomy places the organism in Eukaryota, Fungi, Basidiomycota, Tremellomycetes, Tremellales, Cryptococcaceae.
AUGUGGUCUACGGCAACAUUCUUGACCAUCCUUUUCUCUAUUCCACUCAUGGUCUCAGCCAAUAUCUCAAGAUCCAACGACAAUAAUUAUAAUAAUAAUACCAUCGGUCAAAGAGAUGGUGAGACUGGAAAAGGAGUUUUUAGAAUUAUAGUACCUCCUAAUAGUGAUAUUAAAUUUCCUGAUAAACCAGAAAAGGAUUGUAAAGUUCCAUGUUAUCCCGAACUCCAAUCUGAUGGUAGUGGAUAUAACAAAGAAGAAUUUGAUUUAGGUUUGUAUGGUGCAGAGCUGAAUAACCCAAACGUCGUUAAUUGGGCUACCCCCACUGCUACCAUGCAUUGUACUACAACUGUCACUGCUUCUCCCACUGGAACUAUCAAAUUUGGUAUCACUCCCACAGCAGGAUUCACUGGUGCUACUCAUGCUCCUGGAACUCUUAUCUGCAACCCGACCGUUCGAGUUUGA